UGGUUGUAGAUGGCCAUCAAAAGUGCCGUCGAAGAAUAUGUAAAAAGAAAGACAUCGAUAUUCGGACAGAUGAAUUUGAACGCAUAACGAUCGGUUGUAGAAAAACCCCCAAAACAAACUCUAAAUACUGUGAAGAUCACCAAAACGAAGAGUCAUUCAAUCAUUACAAUAAAGUAAGCGAACUCUUUCUAAGAAAAUCAUCAUCUUAAUUUUUGAUACUUCUGACUUGAUCAUUUAUUGUUUUCCUUAAAUUCCAUCUCUCAAUAACACGUACUCAUUACGAAUGCUUUAGGAAAAGCGAAUGUUGAGAUCAUCAAUACCUUUACAAAAAAUGCUGCUGCGACGUAGUACGUCGCAGCGGUAUAUUUCCGGUAUAUUUCCUAGAAAACACAAUAGUAACUUACUAUUGUGUUUUCUAGGAAAUAUACCGGAGUGAAACGAUCAAAGAAAUAAUUAACACGUUAGCUAAUAUUCUCAAAAUUACAAAAAACGUUCCAUCUGUAAUUUUAUAUGAUGACGUUGCCAUCUGGUUCAUUAUCUGAAGAAUCAUUACGGAAAGCGCAUAAAAAAAAGGAUCCAAUCAAAAUUUCUACUCAAUUGCAAAUAUAACGUUGAUCGAAUGCAUUUUCCUAAUCAUGUUUGGUGGUGGUGUCGAGAGAAUAUGAAUUCUUACAAGUCAAACUUAUUAGACAACAUAAACACACAAGCUGCUGAACAAACAUUUUCAUGGUUGAAAAAGUAUUCAAAUCAAAUAUCUGGUACGGGCCACAAAAGGAUAAUGACCUAUUUGUUAAUGUUGUUCCAUCUGAAAAAUUGUGAAUAUGUUGAAAUUAGACCAGAUUUAUAUGAUAAUGAGAAUCCUCUUCACAUAAAAAACGUACUUGUAAGUGCUGAAAAAACCCCUGAGCAACAUGGAUACCAAAGCUUUUUUGAUACUUUCAGUCAAAAACAUAUACCCUGCCAACUAAAAUGGAUAUUUCAGAUGACUCACCCGAUGACAACGACGCUACAACUGCCACUACACUUUCCCAUCUUGAAUUCUGUCUCAUGUUUGUUCAAUUCUGAUGAGACUAUAUUGAAUUCUGAUUCAAUUCUGAUGUGAAAAUGUUCAAUUCUGCUGAUAUUACUUGAAUUCUGCUUAACUUCAUCAGUCUACACACUUUCCCAUCUUGAAUUCUGUCUCAUGUUUCUUCAAUUCUGAUGAUAUUACUUCAAUUCUGCUUCAGUUCAUCAGUCGUAAGUUCUUCUUCGUUCAGCAAUUCAUGUCGUAAGACUGACACAUGACCUAAUUUCAUAAGAAGCCGGAAGACGGUCUUACACAUCCUCGUCUUUUGUUUUGGUAAUUUGUAUACUGCUGGCGCGAGAAAGAUUUUUCCGAUAUAGGUCACAGCAUGUGGCAGUAGUCUGUUUUUGUGAUUGGUGAUAAAGAUCAUUUGAGUAGAUCGAAAAACUGCUUGAUCGCUAUUCACACACGUAUGUCGGCACGUUUUUAGUAGAGAUCUUUCUCGUAUUUUUCUAUCGUUCCCCCAAGAUAUUUAUCAGAACGCAAGAGAAAAAUAUUCUCAGGAGGUUCCUGUUUGCUAUUAUUCUCUCGUACACUCGUCUAUCGGCAGCAGCAUCUCUUCUAGGUCGUCUUGUUCUUGACGCGGUGUAACGAGGCAAGGACCUUAACAACGAUAAUAGGAAAUAGAAAUCUGUAAUUUAUUUUCUGAAAUAAAUAUUCAUCUUAUGUUUUAGUAAGUGUACUGGGCGAUGAAGCUAAUGGAAUUGGACGAGAGGAAACGUCGGAAAUGGAUGCUAAAUUGGGUUCACUUGGUACUAGUGGUAAAUGGGCAGAAAAAUUGAUUAUAACGGAUGAUAUCGGUGCCAUAUGUCUUGCUAUCUACGAUAUAUCAAUUUGGCCACCACAAAUUCGGAGUACGCUAAAAGAAACUGAAUGCGACUGA
Molecule: messenger RNA, 1946 nt
Organism: Didymodactylos carnosus
Lineage: Eukaryota; Metazoa; Rotifera; Eurotatoria; Philodinida; Philodinidae
Source: the annotation of a GenBank genome assembly